Molecule: messenger RNA, 432 nt
Organism: Funneliformis geosporum
Lineage: Eukaryota; Fungi; Glomeromycota; Glomeromycetes; Glomerales; Glomeraceae
Source: the annotation of a GenBank genome assembly
AUGUCAUUUGCUAAUAAUUAUAAUAAUUGUCGAUUUGGUAUUAGCAUUCCCCAAAAAUUAGUUAAACUAGCCACCGACCUAAUAUUUACUAAGUACGCUAAUUGUAUUAAUUACCAUGAAAGUAUUGGAGAAGAAAAUAUUGGUCAAGAAGACAAAAAAAUAAAAAGGCACGAUGAAAAAACUAACAAGUAUAAUAAAAAUAAAGAAUUAACCAUUGCGGAAAUUGAGGAGGACAUAUUAAAACAAAUUGAAACCAAAACCGGCAAAAAAGAUUUGCCUCGGAACAAAGCGGAAGAAAAAAACCUAAACCAAAAAAAUGCUGAUUAUAAAAAAAACCUAGAAGAGGCCAAAAAAAACACAAUCGAAAACAUUCAAGUUCAAUUAAAGAAAAAUGAACUAACUACCACUGACCUUAACGAUAACCGAGAUUGA